This is a messenger RNA of Hypanus sabinus (Atlantic stingray), 1109 nucleotides long. It is a transcript of the gene aimp2, whose product is annotated as aminoacyl tRNA synthetase complex interacting multifunctional protein 2. Lineage: Eukaryota; Metazoa; Chordata; Chondrichthyes; Myliobatiformes; Dasyatidae. The record is from RefSeq and is a predicted model, not a curated record. The transcript has 4 exons. Gene Ontology annotation, cellular component: aminoacyl-tRNA synthetase multienzyme complex. Bases 71 to 994 code for a protein of 307 amino acids.
GCUAGGGUUUGCGGGAGGUUUUCAUGGUGUGCGGACUGGCGAGUGCGGCCCCGAUCCCACAGCAGGGUCCAUGUACAAGGUGAAGUCUUAUCAUCAGGGCGAUGGCGUCGUGGAGCUGCCCACCUGUAUGUACAAGCUGUCCAGUUAUCACAGCUCCACCGUGGAAACUCAGAAUGGAGCUGAAACUUCAGAACUCCUGAAUUUGGAAUCAAGACAGACAGAGAUGCUGAAUCGUUUGUACGAGUUAAAGGCUGUCGUCGAUGGUCUCUCAAAGACUGUUCUCACUCCAGAUGCUGACCUGGACGUGGCAGAAAUUAACCAUGCGUGCUCUGGGCCAGCAGUUCGGACUGCAGUUAACUUAGAUUUUGUACUGGGAAAGAACUCUGGUGCCCUCAGAGACAUCGUCAUCAAUGCCAACCCCUCCGAAGUACCACUGUCACUGUUGGUCCUAUACAACUUGCUGUCUGAGCAAUACAGGGUGCUGCCUUCAGUGCACGUGCACUCCUCCGUGCAAAACAUUCCCUCCCAGCUCUGGAACUGUUUGGGAAAGGAAAGCAUUUGUCGAUCCCGGCAGGAAUAUCAGCUGGGCUUCACCCUUGUCUGGAAGGAUGUCCCCAAACCUCAGAUGAAGUUCAGCAUCCAAAGCAUGUGCUGCAUCGAAGGCGAGGGAAAUGUCGCUCGCUUCCUCUUCGCAUUACUGGGUCAUGAGUAUGAUGCAGUGACCUCCACACAGAUCGACAGCUGGGUAGACAUCGCUAUCUUCCAACUGAGGAAAGGAAGCAGCAAAGAGAAGGCAGCAGUCCUGCGCUACAUGAACUCUGCCCUUAGCAAGAGCCCCUGGGUGGUGGGAACCGACCUGACACUGGCUGAUGUGGUGCUGUACUGUGCCUUACUGGAGAUAGGGUUUGCAGGUAUCCCUGCUAAUGUCCAGAGAUGGGUGAAGUCAUGUGAGAAUCUGUCAUGCUUUUAUCUGGCAUUGAAACCAUUGAAGUAAAUGUCAUGGGUUAUAAUGUAACUAUCCUCUAAUCUUUGUGGCAUUCAAAAUUAGCUCUUAAUAUUUACUGAAGGAUAUACCUAUUUAAACUAUGUAAUAAAUAUUUUUAAAGGCA